AUCAUGACACAUCUGGUCCUCAUUUUUGGUUUUGAUACAUUGGCUCCAUCAUGUGCGUUUUCAGAAGGCUUUGCUGUGUCAAGGAACGCUCUCAGGAUACAAUAUGACGACCAGGAUGACGCGGCCAUCGUGACGUGAGCCUGAGUCAAGGAAACCUCAAAGUGCCGAGAGUAAAGUCUGAGCUGGACUCCCUCAAAGCUUCACUGUCAGCUGAAGCAGAGUCUAUGACGCCUCACACACUGUGGAUAUCAUGACACCCUGUGGUCUGUGCAAAGAAAGCCCUCAGAUCUUCACUACUGACUCAAAACAGGGGACAAUGCCGAUCUGUCUCCAUCAUGACACCCAGUGUCGAGCCAUGGCUGCUGAUCUGGACGUGGUGAAUCUGUUUAUCAUUGCGGGAGGAACACUGGCUAUUCCCAUUCUGGCCUUUGUUGCUUCCUUCCUCCUCUGGCCGUCAGCACUCAUUAAAGUGUAUUACUGGUACUGGAGGAGGACUCUGGGCCUGCAGGUGCGUUACGCAGACUGCGGUGGUUAUCGCUUCUGUUACUCCUACAGAGGAAAGCCCGGGAUGAGACCUUCCAUUUUAAUGCUGCACGGCUUCUCUGCUCACAAAGACACGUGGCUCACUGUCGUCAAGUAUCUACCAAAACAUCUGCACAUUGUGUGUGUGGACAUGCCUGGUCACGAGGGAACGACACGCACCAACACAGAGGAUUACUCCAUUGAGGGGCAGGUCAGAAGGAUCCAUCAGUUUGUGGAAACGAUUCGCUUAAACAGGAAACCUUUCCAUGUGGUCGGAACCUCCAUGGGGGGAAAUGUAGGCGGGGUAUACGCAGCCUGCUACCCCUCAGAGAUCUGUAGCAUGACGCUCAUUUGUCCAGACGGUAUAAGACACCCAUGUGAGACCAAAUUUGACAAUCACCUGCAGGACCUGGAGCACAGCAAUUACACUUUAAACAUCCCGCUGAUCCCCACCACACCCGAGGAGAUGGAGGACAUGUUCAGACUUUGCUCUCAUGUUCGCUUUAAAAUCCCUCAGCAGAUUCUUCAAGGGUUGGUAGACGUUCGUCAGCCUCACAACACAUUUUAUGAAGAAGUAUUUAUGGAGAUUGUUGGUGAGAAAUCAAGAUACGCCUUACAGGAGCACUUACAUCUGAUCACUGCACCUUUACAAGUGAUAUGGGGCAAACAAGACCAGGUGGUGGAUGUCUCUGGAGCUGCAGUCAUUGCAGAGGUGUUGCCUGGAUGCAGAGUGGACCUGCUGGACAACUGUGGACACUCUGUGGUGAUGGAGAGGCCUUGUCGGACAGCCAAACUCAUCCUGGAAUUCAUCAUUUUGCAGCAAGAUGCCAGGGGUGGCACAAAGAAGUCUUCCUGAACUUAAGACUUUUAAUUAUUUCUUUCCACUGCAAUUCUUCACAUGUUCCCUGUAAUAUGACAUGCACAUGUAAACAGAUGUCUGAGCUGCAAAAAAUGUCAUUAAUAAGAGAAAGCACGCUUUAUAGUGCUGCAGCAUCUUAGAUCAGUGGUUCCCAACUGAUGGGUUGUAGUCCAAAAGUGGAUUGUGGGUCCAUUUUGACUGGACCACAUGUGACUCCUGGCCAUUGAGAGAAAAAAACAACAACAACAAUAAAAUCACUUUCUUUUAAAGAUUAAAAAAAGAAUAGGCCUAAAUUCUUUAUUUAUCAAAGGGUGGGUGGUAACAUAUUAUAGAAAUAUUUUUCCUAGAUCCGCCCUCUGUGACUUGGGGGAAAAUGUAUGAUGUGUUCAUCUGACAUGCUGUGUCCUCAGAACAUCAGAAAAGAUUGAAAAUCCAACUAUAAUUUCUGUUUUUACAGUUUCUGACUGUAAUAUAUUGUGGGAUUUUUGUGAUUUUUAUUUUGGUGGGCCCAU
Plectropomus leopardus (leopard coralgrouper) is the source of this 1893-nucleotide messenger RNA. It is a transcript of the gene abhd6b, whose product is annotated as abhydrolase domain containing 6, acylglycerol lipase b. The record is from RefSeq and is a predicted model, not a curated record. Lineage: Eukaryota; Metazoa; Chordata; Actinopteri; Perciformes; Serranidae. Gene Ontology annotation, cellular component: AMPA glutamate receptor complex; membrane. Gene Ontology annotation, molecular function: monoacylglycerol lipase activity. Gene Ontology annotation, biological process: acylglycerol catabolic process.